AUGUCAUAUGAUUUCGGUGAUCAUCAAAUCGAUGCUGAUCAAGUGUUCUAUAUAUCUCCAAGUAAAUUAAUUUAUGCAACAGUUAAUCUGAAACCAAUCGUAGAGGGACAUGUAUUAAUUGUACCAGUUCGUAAAGUAGUUCGAAUUAAAGAUAUGACACGCGAUGAAUUAUAUGAUUUAAUAUCAACAGCCGAGUUAGUUGGCAGGACUUUGGAACAGAAUUUAAAUGCAACAGCACAAAAUGUAGCUAUACAAGAUGGAAAAGAAGCAGGUCAAAGUGUGCCUCAUGUUCAUUGCCAUAUACUGCCCCGCAAAGCCGGUGAUUUUGAACGCACUAAUGAUGUUCAUGAACUAUUAGAAAAACAUGAUGCUACACCCUUGACCAAGACGGAUAAAAAACAGUCACAAAUGGUAGUGGAUGAUGAUAAACGUAAACCGCGAACGAAAGAAGAAAUGAAAGAAGAAGCUACUAAAUAUCGACAAUGGAUGCAGGAAGCAGAACACCACUAA
Messenger RNA from Didymodactylos carnosus, 510 nucleotides. The record is from the annotation of a GenBank genome assembly. NCBI's taxonomy places the organism in Eukaryota, Metazoa, Rotifera, Eurotatoria, Philodinida, Philodinidae.